Messenger RNA from Polistes dominula (European paper wasp), 2747 nucleotides. RefSeq names its product androglobin. The record is from RefSeq and is a predicted model, not a curated record. Gene Ontology annotation, molecular function: calcium-dependent cysteine-type endopeptidase activity. Gene Ontology annotation, biological process: proteolysis. NCBI's taxonomy places the organism in Eukaryota, Metazoa, Arthropoda, Insecta, Hymenoptera, Vespidae.
CUGAUUUCUAUUUAUUGGAUGAUCAGAAGAAAAUGAAUUUGGCAUCGAGGGAACAGAAGAAAAAAGGUAGUAAAAAGAGUUCAACAACCGGAGUUGUUCAUGGUGAUUCGAUUGAAUUUAUGAACACUUAUGUUUGGCCUAGAAGUAUGAAAUCAUCCAGAAACGAACCGUUGUAUCUUUUUUGCGAUUCAUUAGAGGAUAAAUUCUUCUUAAUAAAUUUGAGUAUCAUGGAAAAAAGAUUACCAUUUUCGAGUCAAGUCUCGAACGAAGAAGAUGUGGUAGAUGAUUCGAUAACCAUAAGAUUAUCAUCCGAAGAUGUGAGUUAUCUCAUCGUAGAAAAACAUAGUUGGUUUUACAGGCCAACCGAAUCAAGAACACUUAUAUCAAUUUCAACGUCUGGUAGCAAAUCGAGAGUAUUGGAAUUAGAAUCAGGAAGACAUCUUUUGCGUAUUUAUUGUCGAUCUGAGUCACAUUGUUUCGUAUCGAUCUCAUCUAACACGAUCUUUCACGUAGGUGAUCGUUUUAAAAUACAUCGUUUAAUGAUCACGGAAUCGGAUAGAAUUGAUUUUCUUGUCAAACAAAUUAGCAAUUCUAUUUCUACAGCUUUUUCCAGUUUUGGUAAUAUAAAUUAUGUGAAAAACUUGAUGGCAUUUUAUCGAAGUUAUAUGCCAGAUUUAACGAACUUAACCGAAAGACGUGAUCGUGCUUUUUACAAACAAAUACACGAUUAUUUCAUAGAAGAAUUAUUGGAAUCGAUAAAAAUGAUUUUUCAAUCGGAAGACAUUCCCGAAAUGUUAUCAUCCUUGAGAAUAUUUUUUUUAGAUCCUAUGAUUGGUUACGAACGUCACAAAACUCCGUCGAUCAUUUUGAAUGCAUUCCGAGAAAUCAACGACGACAACGACGACGACAACGACAACGAGUCGAUUAUAUUUAAAGAAAAUUAUUACUCGAGUGAAUCGAUCGAUGGCGAAAUGGCGACACGGAUCGAUUAUAAUCAAGCGGCAACGGUGAUUCAAUCAUUUUUUAAGAUGGUCAUAGUUAAACGUUAUAAACAACGACACAAUAUCAAUCACAAGGAUCAUUCGAAGAUCUUAACGGGUCUAUUAAAGAUCGCUAAACUUUUUGAUUAUUCUAAUGGCGAGUCGUUAGCUUCUAGUUUGAUUCGAAAGGUCAUAGAAAAAAAUCAACGAUUUAACGAAGCUUAUCCUUGCUCUGAAGACUUUCAAUACGUAUUAAAGAUUCAAGAGUGCAAAGGACAUUUGUUAAAUGUUAAACCCAAUCAGUGGAUUCCAAUAACCAGACUAAUCGUAAAUGCAAAAGAAAAUGAAACGAUCUUUGGAACGAUACAACUUUUUACCAACUUGUCGUGUCACAAUUUGCGAUUAUUCGAGAAUGAAACCGGUCGAGAAAUGUGGAGAAUCGUUAACAACGUUGCACCGUCUAAUUAUCAUUAUACAACUUGUGGUUACACGUUAUUCGCUUAUGGAUGGUGUGAUAAUCCAAAAUUAAGAGACGUGGAAUGGAUUAUUCAUUUUGUUACCAUCAAAGGAAAAUCAAUGUUUUAUCAAUUAACUGACAAGGAACCAAUAUCAUUGAACACGAAAAUACCUAAUUUAAUUAUCGAAGAAACAUUUAAUACUUAUAUACCUAACUCAAUGAAUCUAAUUUCUAAAUGGAUCGUCAAUAUCGUUAAAGAUAGUGUCUUAUCAUUAAGAUUAAUGACCUCUUACGAAUUGGUUCAAAUGAAAAUUAGAAUAGUUGAUAAUAAAGAAAACGUUUUGUUAGAAAUCGAAGGUAGAUCGAUUUUGUGUAUUCCAGUUGUAUAUUUGAAAUUAGAAGAUUCACAAACUGUUUAUUACAUCGAAGCAUUUGUUCUUGAUAAUAGUUGGCCGUUAACUGAUGCUGAAUGGUCAGUGGUAUUGGAGAAAAAGACAAAAAGGGAAAACUUACCGGUUCGUAAUAAAUCUAGUAUUAGUUCGUCUAUCAGAUUAAUAAAGAGAUCUGAAACAACAAGAACGAGACGUAGUUCAAAACAUCAAAAUGAUCAACAUUUGGAUCCACCUUUUUGGACAUUGCAAGCUGUCAUCGAUGCUGACAGUGGUGUAGAGAUUAUUCAAGACAAAAGAAGAGAAGAGGAGAUAGCAUCAUUGAAAGAAUCCUGGUCAAAGGACGAUCCUGAACGACCUAAACGUUGCAAACAACUCAGAGAAACUUUUUUAAACGCCCACGCUUUACCUCCUUCAACAACUUCUUUGAAUAAUUUAAAUAACAAAAUUUCUGUUAAAACGAACGAACGUAUGGAAAAACACAAAGUUCGAAAUUCAUCGAAGAUUUGUCGAUCAUCUUCUUCAACGGAAAAUUUUGCCAUUAGGUCUUUGAAAGAACCUAAAUAUCGCAGUUUUCAUUUACCAAAAUUAGAUUUGAGUAAAUACGAAAAAAUUGAAGAAAAUGGAAAGGAACGUCGAACGAGAACCAAAUCAGAAGAAGAAUUGUUGAACGAUCGACUAUACGCUGAUAUUCUUGAAUUUAAUCAUUCACACGAUCAUUUUAUUCAACGAUUAAACGAUUGGUCGUUAAAACAAAUAACAAAAUAUAAACAAUUGUGGAACAUUUACGAAGAAAAUAGUACACAAAGAAAAGCUCAAUUAGAGGAAGCUUACGAGAUGCGUCAAGAUUAUAUUUCUAAUGUUAAAUCGAUUGAUACUUCGAUAAAAGUGAAAGGCGGAAAGAAAAGUGUAAAAAGAUAA